AUGUCAUGGCGGGCGUCCGAGACCCUGAUGGACACCAUCCGGCACUACGCCAAGUUCCCAGCGACUGGCGUGAGCUUGCGCCAGAUGGUGCAGUUUGGCGAUAAGCCGUCCACAGGAACCCUCUUCCGCGCCUCACAAUUCCUGGCCGAGGAGCUGCCAAUCCGCCUGGCGCACCGCGUCGAGGAGCUGGAGCUGCUGCCCGACGGCCUCAACGACAUGCCCUCUGUGAAAAAGGUCAAGGACUGGUAUGCCCAGUCCUUUGAGGAAAUCACCCAGCUCCCUCGACCGCGCCUCGCCAAAGACAUCAAGGAGCGCCUCAUGAAGCCCGCCAAGUUUGGCAGCCGCGGCGGCUAUGCGCAGCUCUCCGAGUCGACGCCGAACCCGUCCAUCGACGAGGGCGAGGCCUCGGGCUGGGGUCGCCUGCACCUCAACGGCAACGGCCACAGCAACGGCAACGGAUACAGCACAUCAUCAAACGGCCACGGCAAGGCCCGGUCCGUUGCGCGGAGAUACUUUGCCACGGUCGACGACACGGGCGACUGGCCGCCCGAGCUGCAGCUCUACAACCAAAAGUUCGCCCAGUGCCUGCACAAGAUCAAGCGGCGGCACGACAGCGUCGUCACCACCAUGGCCCAGGGCAUCCUCGAGUACAAGCGGCGGCGCCAGCGCAUGCAAAUCGACUCCAACAUCCAGUCCUUCCUCGACCGCUUCUACAUGUCGCGCAUCGGCAUCCGCAUGCUCAUCGGCCAGCACAUUGCCCUGACCGACCAGAGCCACCACCGCGACCCGACCUACGUCGGCGUCAUCUGCACAAAGACAAACGUCAAGGAGCUGGCCCAGGAGGCCAUUGAAAACGCCCGCUUCGUCUGCGAGGACCACUACGGCCUGUUCGAGGCGCCCCGCAUCCAGCUCGUCUGCAACCCCAACCUCGACUUCAUGUACGUCCCCGGCCACCUGUCGCACAUGCUCUUCGAGACGCUCAAGAACUCGCUGCGCGCCGUCGUCGAGACCCACGGCAUGGACAAGCAGGAGUUCCCCGUCACAAAGGUCAUUGUCGCCGAGGGCAAGGAGGACAUCACCAUCAAGAUCUCUGACGAGGGCGGCGGCAUCCCCCGCAGCGCCAUCCCCUUGGUCUGGACAUAUAUGUACACCACCGUCGACCGCACGCCCAACCUCGACCCGGACUUUGAUAAGAGCGAUUUCAAGGCCCCGAUGGCCGGCUUCGGAUAUGGUCUGCCUAUAUCAAGAUUGUACGCCCGCUACUUUGGCGGCGACUUGAAACUCAUUAGCAUGGAAGGAACCCCUGCCUCGGCCCUCAGCAUCCGCAGCAAGCUCAAGAGCAACAGCAAGCGCGAGGUCACUGAGCGCCGGCAGGUCGGGGACGCAGAGGCGGUGGUGAAUGCGCCUCCGAGCAGCUUCCUCCACAAGGACGACAAGCAGCUGUAA
Molecule: messenger RNA, 1446 nt
Organism: Trichoderma breve
Lineage: Eukaryota; Fungi; Ascomycota; Sordariomycetes; Hypocreales; Hypocreaceae
Product: mitochondrial branched-chain alpha-ketoacid dehydrogenase kinase domain-containing protein
Exons: 4
Coding region: 1-1446 (481 amino acids)
Biological process (GO): protein phosphorylation; regulation of glucose metabolic process
Cellular component (GO): mitochondrion
Molecular function (GO): pyruvate dehydrogenase (acetyl-transferring) kinase activity
Source: RefSeq, a predicted model, not a curated record